This is a messenger RNA of Macadamia integrifolia, 1282 nucleotides long. RefSeq lists its product as uncharacterized. Bases 269 to 1042 code for a protein of 257 amino acids. NCBI's taxonomy places the organism in Eukaryota, Viridiplantae, Streptophyta, Magnoliopsida, Proteales, Proteaceae. The record is from RefSeq and is a predicted model, not a curated record. The transcript is spliced from 5 exons.
ACAAUACCAUACCUUUGUAUUAGGGUUUCAAUAUCGUCCAACUGGCACACCAUGCUGCAGAAAUUGGGGUGCACAAGUUGCCCUCACCAGUCUCACUUUAUUUGAAAAUACAAUGGCAGAAACCGAUGAUGUAAUGGAUUGUAGAAUCUAUUGCUAACCCGAGAACUCAAAAUAAACGUGGGUUCAGGAAAUUAGUAACUGUUUCUAUGGAGCCAUUUUAAGGGGAGAGUCAGCCGGAACGUAGUUGUUUUGCGGACUCGUAUUGGCGAUGGGUGGUGGAGUUUCCAAUUCAAGAAGCAGCAGCAGCGGCGGCAGUAGCAGUGAAGACGGAGACGCCGAAUGGAGAGCAGCCAUCGACUCCGCUGCUACUAUGGGUUUCGGCAUCUCCACUUCUAAAGGGUUGAAUGCCGAACACCAUUCGAAAGUCUUAAUCGAUGAUACGGCCCCUUCAUGUCCCAAGACUGAAGAAGACAUGCACGAUAAAUGCAAACCCCAAACUCUCAAGCUCUACCAAAUCAAGGCGCAAAAGCUGUUAGAAGACUUUCUGGACAAAAGCCUGGUUUUGGUGAGGAAACCCAUCUCUAUCUUGGAGGAUGAUCACCUGUUUGAUGAAGGUGGAGUUCAAUUAUUUAGACAAGCCCCUCCUGGCAUUGUUUUUGACCCUGUUGAUGAAGUUUCAAGGCCAAGAAAGAGACCAAAGCUUUGUCCUGGAGAACUGAUUGACGAGAAAUCAGAAAAGUUUAGACGUCAACUGCAGUCUGUAGUGGUUGAUGGUCCGGACAUAAUGGCUUCUGCAAGAGAUGCAUGUCAAAAAUCAUUGGCUAGAUUUGAAGCUAGCAUUGCUAAGGCCAAAGCAGCAUCCAAACAAGAGGAAGAAAGAGUUGCAGAACUCAAAAGAAUUAGGGGGGAGAAAUGGCUACCAUCUAUUGCUAGAGAAAUGCAGCCUGAUGCUCAAUUCUUUGAUGGAUAUUACAGUGGUGACGACUUUGAUGUUUACUAUAACAUCACAGCUCCAAUCUUGCAGCUCUUUUAUGAGCAAUAGACUGUAGAAGCUUCUCCGUAUCUGAGCUAGACACUGAAUGUGCUGUGUGCAUAUUUCCCUGGUGGAAUUGACAUAUUAUCUUCAUCGACCAUUAUGGCACGGCUAAUGAUUUUUAUUGAGUUGCAGUUUGUUGUGAUACGAAUGGUCGAAUGGAUUUAUUACCCGUUCAAACAUUUUAUAUGAUGAAAGUUUUAUGAACAUGAUCUAGUUCAAUUAAUGUCAAACUUUUUUUCACAGGAA